Molecule: messenger RNA, 2392 nt
Organism: Somion occarium
Lineage: Eukaryota; Fungi; Basidiomycota; Agaricomycetes; Polyporales; Cerrenaceae
Source: the annotation of a GenBank genome assembly
GCUUUUGACAUUCGUGGUGCCAGUGGUUUGUAUGGAAGAUCUGGAACUUAAAGACAUAGACGCGAGCUUUGCUCAGGGCUUUGCUGCUUUGUUCUUUGAGACACGAUCUCGUGACCGCGCCUAGCACGUGCCAGGAUCGCGUUGCACGCCUCUUUUGUCCUCGGCGGGCCAAAGCGUCAGCUACAAUGGGCCACACAGUAUAAUGAGCCACCCGCAAAAGACUAUCUCGUACCAUAUCCUCACCUUGAAUUUGCAGACGUAGUUGAUUUACCAACCUCAUUGGAUCCUUACCAUUAUCAAAAUGGCCGCACCAUUCUCGUUCACGAUGCCGUGGUUGACAGGAAGAUCGCGUAUUCCAACUUUUGCAGGAAGAUCGCCAACACCAGAGAAUAAGAGGCGCAGCAGGCCAGUGGCGUCAUCGUCAGCCAAGAAGCAGCCAGUGGCGUCGACAUCUGGGACACAACCAGUAAUGAAGCCCACCAAGAAGUUGUGGAAGGAGCUCCAGAAUAGUGGAACCGAGCUUAUAGCGAUGACAGCAAAGCUAGCAAACAUCAUAGAACUACAAUUCACUGGUACAAUGCUUGAAACAAGGACGACAAUAGAGGGCUUUUUGCAUCAAGAUUCCAAGUAUCACGCAUGGGUCGCCGUUCGGAGAAUCUUAGAAUACUUCCCAAAUGACGACCAUACACUCUUGGCUUACCAUGCCUUGCAGCAAUAUCGCGUCGAACUUGGCCUGGCCCUGAUGGACGCGGUACCUGGAGGUCAACAUUACACCUUUGUGGACUGGGGUAUCUCAGAGAAUACACAGAAAAUAGUGCUGCAAGCAACCGAGCUGAUAGAGCGCUUCGAGGCCAGAGAGAUUGAAAGAGAUCGCAUUACCGUCUCCAUACCUGCGACGACGGCUGGUAUCCGCGCCGUACAGAAGCUCAAGAAGGUGUCGAUCCAAACCAAUUUGACACAUGUCACCGGUUUUAUGCAUGCAAUGAUCUGUAUUGAAGCCGGAGCGAACGCCAUAACCUUCCAUUGUGAAGAGACACUGCGUGCGUACAGGAAGUUGCAUCGGCUUCGGGCAGUCAACAAUGGCUGGGUGGGGCACCCAUGCGUGCAGGCCAUCCAGGCCACGAUAGAAUACGUUGAAAGACAUAAGAUACCGGUUAAAGUCAUGGCGACUCACGUGUCAGGACUCCAAGUAAUGACAUCGCUUAAGGGACUUAAUUGUUUCGCUCUAAGGGACAAGGAGAUGGUCGAUGUACAGCAACACGGAGUGCCGUUUGGUCCGCUACCAGGUUCUAGUCCCUGUGUGAAGGCAGCAAAAGAGCCAUACCCGUCAGCUUAUCUUCCGGCCGCAAAGGAUAAUGCCCUACACAACAUGUCUAGAAAUGAACGUCUUCUGGCGGAGGAAACAUGCAGAGAGGCGAGGAGCUGCUCACAGAAGGCAACGGAUGACAUAGCAAAGUGGUUCAGGGCUGAAGUCACCAAACAUUGGGCGAUACAGAAAGUGUCAACCGCUGACAUCAUUGGAGGAUACAAGCUUGACGUAGAGUUAAAGGACAAGAUUGAAGACAUGAAAGCCCGCGGCCAGUGGGAUGCAAAGGCUCGAGCGGCAGUCGCCAAAAGUCCAAUGAGAUCCGGUCAUAUUGGGUACCGAAUGAUUUCGAUAACUUGGGCUCCACCUAUGCCCCAAGAAGACCAAAAGGCGGACGACACAGGCUCCGAAGACACUCUCCUAAAUGAGGAGGAGGCAGCAGUCGAGGCGUCAUUGACUUCGGACGGUCUGAGUGACGAGGAACCAGCUGCUGCAACGGACAAGUUGACCGCUGCCGACGAGAAAGACACGGCUGCUUCUCGCAUCAGUUCUGCUGAUGGCGAACAGGCCGCAACCUUGGUGCAGAAGUCCGAGAAGCCCGGGCAACGGCAGGGCAACGAUGAGCGCGCUGGAAUGCAUCCACCGGAUGAGAUCUUCUGACAAGAGAUCAUCAAGGGUCAGGCAGAGGGGCAGAAGGACAGAAUGACACCUAGUGAACGGACUGAUAGGAACAUAAUCAUUCUCUUGUAUCGUGUAUUUGCAUUACUUACUCUGUACAAUGGGAAACAUUGUCACAAGGACAAAGCUCUGAGGUUGAAGCACCGCCGGUGCGUUGGCCGGAAUUUCCUUCUGCUAACAAUACAGUAGUAUAUGCAGACGAAGUAUGCUUACCGCUCUUAAUGUUUCCUCGUGAUGGUGUCCACGAUUAGACAAUAGCAUGGCUGAGCAAACAGCAUUCGACGAUAAAACCUUGAUAGCUAGCGUGGGACGAGGAAACACACCGAGCUUCAUUCUAUUGCGCGUAAGGGCGCAGGAGGAAUCUAGCUCUUAGACGCAGCACCGCAAAAAUAAAGCCACCGAAGAUAC